AUGGCGGAUUUGGUUCAAAUCAAACAAUUGAAAAUCAAAACUGGAGUUGUUAAAAGAUUGAUCAAGGUUACUUUUGGGUUUUUGAUGAAUUUUUUAAAAAUUAAAUUUUUCAGGAAUAUCAAUCGUAUCAAAAACAAGUGCAAAAAGAUGAGGAGAAGGCGGCGAAAUUGAAAAAUGAGGCGACGAAUGAGGAUGAGGAAUAUGUUGCGAAAAAAGCGCAAGAUGUUGUGAGGGUUGGUGAAUUUUCUACCUUUCAACGCCGAAAAUGUAGUUAGGGCUGAUUCACGAACGAAAAAAAAUGUUUUUUUAACAUCGAAAGAACAAUUCACGAAAAUUCAGAAAGUGUUCGAGUUUUUCAGCCAGAAAUGAUGACAAAUCGAUAUUUUUUAAGCUUCUGGAGUAAUUUUUGAUUAAAAUUGACCUUGGAAUUCACUUUCCAAAAGGUUUUGCUGAUUUUUCGUGAAAUAAAAAUUUUUUAAAUUUUGAUGAAUUUCGAAAAAUUCAUAAAAUAACUCAGAGAAAGUAUGGCUUGAACGGCGCGGUCCGCGGACGAUUUUUCACCGAUUUUUGGGUGAAAAUCAUUACGCGGAUUCCGCGAAAAAAAUUUCGCGGACAGCGAAACUUCAGCCAAUGAGAGUCUAAUUUCGCGCAUUCCGCGAAAUUUUUUGACUUGGAAAUUUGAUUUUUUUGCGUUUUUCGCGGAUUCGCGGAUGGACUCGAGAGGAAGGGUAUAAAAAGGAUAAAUUGUAUCGCGUACGCGACAACGAGGAUAGCGCAGCAAGGAAGAUGGAUGACUACAAAACGACAGGAUUGGGAUCGAGGCCGGGUUGGAACUACGAGUCAAUACUAACUUCUGAUAAUUAUCAGGGGUAGUGAAGCAUUUUUAUAUUUCGAGAGUGCAUUGCGCGGACAUUUCGCUAACAGCGGAGUAUAAUUUCGCGGACGUUUCGCUAAAGUUCUUGUGUCAGCCGCGGAUUGGCAGAUUUCUGGGUUUCGCGAACCGCGCCGUUCAAGCCAUACUUUCUCUGAGAAAGCAAAAUAGGGUUCUCGAAGCUUAUUUUCAUCGGAAAUUCCUCCAGAAGCUUGCAAAAUAUCGAUUUGUCAUCAUUUUUGGCUGAAAAACUCGAAAAACUAAUUUUGACCUACAAUGUUUUCUCGACUUUUCGUGAAUUGAUCUUUCAAUGUUAAAAAAAACAUUUUUUCGUUCGUGAAAAAAAGUUGCGAUUUCAACCGAAAUCCGGACUUUUCAGAGACAAUAUUUUUGAAUUGCUGAACCACAAAAAUUGUCUUUGAUAUCAUAACUAACUGUUUUUUCAAAAAAAAGUAUUUUUCCAAAUAAAAUUGUUUGCAGGAAACAAUUUCAAUGGUUCGCGACACCCAAGGUCGUCUUUCAAAAGCCGUUCAAGAUCUUCAAACUCUUCUCUCAUCCGUCGAAUUCUCCGAAGAAUCUGCUGAAUUGAAAGAGGCUAAGGAGUAUUUGGAAAAUGCUUCCACUGUUAUCGCAUAA
This is a messenger RNA of Caenorhabditis angaria, 1507 nucleotides long. The record is from the annotation of a GenBank genome assembly. NCBI's taxonomy places the organism in Eukaryota, Metazoa, Nematoda, Chromadorea, Rhabditida, Rhabditidae.